AUGGAGCAAAAUGCAAACUUGCAUCGAGACACUGACGCGAGCUCUUUGUGUGCCACGAUCGCAGGAGAAAUGGAGGACGUUCCAGCUGUCGGUGGAGUUAAAGGAACAGUCGACAAAUGCAAGAAUAGUGAGGCUCCUCUCAGUACUUUGGUUAACGUUAGUUGUAAUAUCGGCUCCUCCAAUGUGAGUGCUCCCAGCCCCGUUCCUGUCACUUCCAGUGCUGGGAAGUCCGACGUGCCAGAAGUGAUCGAAGUCUUCCCUGUGCACGAGGAUCAGAAGAAAGACGCCGAGGCGAGCGGACCGUGGUCAGGGUCCGGGGAUCAGAUCAGCAACGGGAUGGGGCAUGACUCGGUGCUGUCUGCAGGAGACAACCAGGGUGGUGCCUCAAAGUUAGUAAACAACAAAACCGAGGGGCCGUCCUCGCCUUCGACUAAAGACACCGGAGACGCGCACGCUGCGGGUUUGGCUGGUGGAGAAAGUGAACCGACAAAACUUGCCAAACCCACUCAUCUGUGCCCGGACAAUGCAGUCGCAGGAAACGUCAAGUCGGGGUUGUCCGGCGAGCACACCUUGUCGGAGGGACCGCCGAGUGGGAGUGACCCCGAUCCCAGCCUCGGAGGAGAGUCCCGAAGCAUAGAUUCACUGGAGUCUUUCUCUAACCUCAACUCGUGCCCCAGCUCCGACCUGAACAGCGAGGGGCUGGAGGACAGAGGGCUAGCUCUGGCCCUGCAGAGUGAGUACGGGGCUGAUGGAACAAAGACUUCGUGCGCCAAGGAUCGGGCCGCCGGCCAGUCCAUAUACCACAUUAAGUGGAUCAAAUGGAGGGAGGAGAAUACUCCGAUCAUCACCCAGAACGAGAACGGCCCCUGUCCGUUACUGGCAAUCAUGAAUGUGCUUCUGCUUGCAUGGAAGGUGAAGAUGCCACCUAUGAUGGAAAUAAUAACUGCUGAGCAAUUAAUGGAGUACCUUGGUGACUACAUUCUUGAAACCAAACCGAAGGAGAUAUCUGAGGCUCAGAGGCUAAACUAUGAACAGAACAUGAGCGACGCCAUGGCCGUGCUGCACAAGCUGCAGACAGGUCUGGAUGUGAAUGUGAAGUUCACCGGGGUGAGAGUCUUCGAGUACACCCCAGAAUGCAUCGUGUUCGAUCUGCUGGACAUCCCUCUGUACCACGGCUGGCUGGUCGACCCCCAGAUGCAUGACAUUGUCAAGGCAGUGGGCAACUGCAGCUACAACCAGCUGGUAGAGAAGAUAAUAUCCUGCAAGCAGUCCGACAACAGCGAGCUGGCAGGAGAAGGCAUCGUAGCGGAGCAGUUUCUGAACAGCACAGCGACACAGCUGACUUACCAUGGCUUGUGCGAGCUCACCUCCACCGUGCAGGAGGGAGAGCUCUGCGUCUUCUUCAGGAAUAACCACUUCAGCACCAUGAUCAAAUACAAGGGCCAACUCUACCUCCUGGUUACCGACCAGGGUUUCCUGACGGAGGAGAAGGUCGUCUGGGAGAGUCUGCACAACGUCGACGGAGACGGCAACUUCUGCGACUCGGAGUUCAGGCUGCGGCCCCCCUCCGAUCCAGAGACGGUGUACCGCGGCCAGCAGGAUCAGAUAGACCAGGACUAUCUGAUGGCGCUGUCGCUGCAGCAGGAGCAGCAGAGCCAGGACCUGCAGUGGGAGCAGCUCCCCGAAGGCAUCAGUGACCUCGAGCUGGCCAAAAAGCUCCAGGAGGAGGAGGACCGGCGGGCCUCCCAAUACUACCAGGAGCAGGAGCAGGAGCAGGCGGCGGCCGCAGCGGCGGCGGCACAGGGCCAGCAGGAGCCUGGCGAGGGUGGCGAGGCCGACAGAGGAGGUGCGGGAGCGGGCGGAGCAGCCGCCGGCACAGGGAUGGCGGCGGCGGCGGCGGCGGCCGGAGCCACGCCCAGCCCGGGAAAACAGUCCUCGAGCGGUGACCGCAAAGCCAAGAAAGAAUCGAAGGAUAAAGACAAAUGCGUCAUUUUGUAACAUACAGCGCGUGUGUGCGAGUGUGCGUGUGAGUGUUUUUUGUGCAUUUGCUUAUCUGUGAGAAAGGGGGGAAAGCGCUGAUUUCUCCACGGACUGGACACACUGCGUGCAGCCCCCACCUGACCACACACAAGGGACGGAGACGGCCGAGGAGAGACGCGAUUAACAGAGGAUCUGCUGUUCCCAAGCCACUGGUGCCUGCUAUCCUCUAUCCUCAGUGGAAACCUGAACAUCCGAGGAAGGGACUCUACAACAACAACAACGACAACUACCCCGUAUCUUUCUUAAGAGUCGGCCAAACUUUGUUACAAGUUGCUCAGUGCACUAUAUUUGUGAUGUGGGGUCAAGUUUAUCUUAGGGGUGUUCUAUUUUAUAGCAAAAGACAUAUUCUGGAGAAACACAAUGUCACCUUCUCGCUAUAUACAUUUGUUUUUUGUGUAGUCAUACAUUUCACUAAUUUUUUUUCAGUAGUGCAGCUUAAAGGCUUUCCGUUUUUUAUAUGCAUCAAGAUUUCAAAAUUCAGCUGUUGAUGCCAAGAUUCAA
Messenger RNA from Salarias fasciatus (jewelled blenny), 2541 nucleotides. It is a transcript of the gene mindy2, whose product is annotated as MINDY lysine 48 deubiquitinase 2. Gene Ontology annotation, molecular function: cysteine-type carboxypeptidase activity; cysteine-type deubiquitinase activity; K48-linked deubiquitinase activity. Gene Ontology annotation, biological process: protein K48-linked deubiquitination. The transcript is spliced from 9 exons. NCBI's taxonomy places the organism in Eukaryota, Metazoa, Chordata, Actinopteri, Blenniiformes, Blenniidae. The record is from RefSeq and is a predicted model, not a curated record. Gene Ontology annotation, cellular component: cell periphery; cytosol. The coding region runs from base 1 to 1998 and encodes 665 amino acids.